Cucurbita maxima (winter squash) is the source of this 5355-nucleotide messenger RNA. RefSeq names its product E3 ubiquitin-protein ligase KEG-like. The record is from RefSeq and is a predicted model, not a curated record. The transcript is spliced from 16 exons. Lineage: Eukaryota; Viridiplantae; Streptophyta; Magnoliopsida; Cucurbitales; Cucurbitaceae. Gene Ontology annotation, biological process: abscisic acid-activated signaling pathway; protein phosphorylation; late endosome to vacuole transport. Bases 86 to 4954 code for a protein of 1622 amino acids. Gene Ontology annotation, cellular component: trans-Golgi network; early endosome. Gene Ontology annotation, molecular function: protein binding; ubiquitin-protein transferase activity; protein kinase activity.
CUGCUACGGCUUUCCCUUCAAACUUUCCUCUUAGAUUCUCAUUUCUCUCACCAGAAGCAAACCACAGAGAGCAGAAUCCAAAAAAAUGCCCAAGAAAUGGAAGCGAGUCGGAAUCCCUAGCUGUUCAAUCUGCCGAAUUCAAUACGACGAGGAUUCUCGAGCUCCUCUUCUUCUCCAAUGCGGCCACACCUUCUGCAAACACUGCCUCUCUCAAAUUAUUGCUCCAACUCCACCUAAACCAUCUCUCACGUGUCCGAAGUGCCGCCAUGUGUCUACCGUCGGCAAUUCUGUGCUCUCUCUUCCAAAGAAUUUCGCUAUACUACCUAUGAUCUCUCCGGCCUCGGUUUCUCACUCUGCUGAGGUUAGCGAUAGCGACGACGACGACGAUGAUGCUGGAGCCGAUGAGGAAGGGGGCGACGGGUCUGACCGGGGGCGGAGGAGUUCCGGCUGCCAUGGGUGCGGAGCGGGGUUUGGGGACCAUGAAUUGAAGUUGGUGAGGAAGAUCGAUGGAGGUAAGAGGGAGGAGAUGGAGCUUUGGUCCGGUUGGUUGAGGUCUAGAGUCGGUGGGUGUCGGCACAGAGUGAUGGUGAGACGGGUGAGAAUAGGUAAUGUUGGGGAUUUGGAUUGGGUGGAGAAGCAGCUGGAGAAGCUGAGGCGUGCGUCGAUGUGGUGCAGGAAUGUGUGUUCCUUUCUCGGAGUGCUAAAGGUGGAGGGUUAUCUUUGCAUUGUUAUGGAGGGGUUCCCUGGGUCGGUUCAGUCGGAGAUGCAGCGGAGUGGCGGCCGCCUUACUCUCGAGCAAAUCCUCAGAUUUGGAGCAGACAUUGCACGAGCAGUAGUUGAACUGCAUGCAGCUGAUGUGUUGUGUAUGAAUUUGAAACCAUCCAAUUUUCUCUUGGAUGCAAAUGGACAUGCUGUGGUUUCCGAUUAUGGGCUUCCAUUGAUUUUGAAAAAACCUUGUCAUAGAGCAGGCAUUUUCCCACCAGAACACGAGUCAUCAAAACAGCAUUGGUGUUUGGAGUGCCUGUUUUUGAGUCCGCACUAUAGAUCGCCAGAGGCAUGGGAGCCUUUGAAGAGACCAUUGCAUUUGUUUAGGGAUGAUGGUAUUGGCAUAUCCACGCAAUCUGAUGUGUGGAGCUUUGGCUGUGCCCUUGUUGAAAUGUGCACUGGUUCCACCCCGUGGGCUAGUCUGAGUGCAGAAGAAAUUUACCGUGCUGUUGUCAAAGAUGGCAGGCUACCUCCACAGUAUGCAAGUAUUGUAGGAGUUGGCAUUCCUGGAGAAUUAUGGAAGAUGAUUGGCGAGUGCCUACAGUACAAGCCACUGAAAAGACCAACUUUCCAUGCAAUGCUUGCCAUAUUUCUUAGACAUCUACAAGGGAUUCACCGAUCCCCUACUAGACCUACUGCCAAGGUGGCAAGUUCUCCUCAUAUUGAUAGGUUGGAACAAUCCCCUACCUCUGUCUUGGACAUUCUUCAGGUCAAAAGCAACCAUCUUCAUCAACUUGUAUCUGAAGGGGAUGUUAAUGGUGUCAGAGAUCUUCUUUCGAAGUCUGCAUCAGGGAACAAUAGCAGCUCCGUCAUCUCUCUGCUGGAAGCUCAUAAUUCUGAAGGUCAAACUGCUUUACACUUGGCAUGCAGACGGGGUUCUCCGGAACUGGUUGAUGCAAUCUUGGAGUAUAGCGAUGCAGAUAUAGAUUCUCCUGAUGAAAACGGGAAUCCACCAAUAGUGUUUGCUUUAGCUGUUGGAUCUGCUGAAUGUGUGCGUGCACUUAUCUGGAAAUCUGCUAAUGGUAUGUUUAGGUUGAUGGAAGGCUUUGGUCGGUCCGUUGCUCAUGUUUGUGCAUAUUAUGGGCAGCCUGAUUGUAUGCGUGAACUACUUCAGGCAGGGGCUGAUCCCAAUGCAGUUGAUGAUAAUGGUGAAUCUGUACUGCAUGUGGCCAUUUCAAAGAAAUUUACUCAUUGUGCUAUGGUCAUUAUGGAGCAUGGAGGUUGCAAAUCAAUGGGGUUUCUCAAUUCCGCAAACUUAACGCCUCUGCAUUUGUGCAUCACAACCUUAAACGUAGAUGUUGUUAAGAGAUGGGCUGAACUUGCAUUGCCUGAGGAAAUUUCUGAAGCUAUUGAUAUACCAAGUUCCGCUGGAACCGCUUUAUGCAUGGCAGCUGCUCUUAAGAAAGACCGUGAGAUAGAGGGAAGAGAACUUGUCAAAGUUCUGCUCGAGGCUAAGGCAGACCCAGCAGCCCAAGAACCCCAACAAUGUCGAACAGUUCUGCAUACAGCUGCCAUGGCUAAUGAUAUUGAGUUGGUGAAGAUUAUUCUUGAUGCUGGAGUGGAUGUAAAUAUCAGAAACAUGCACAACACAAUACCUCUUCAUUUGGCACUGGCAAGAGGUGCAAAACCAUGUGUUCAAUUACUCUUGUCUGCUGGAGCAAACUGUAAUUUACAGGACGACGAUGGUGACAAUGCCUUCCAUAUAGCAGCAGAUGCAGCAAAGUUCAUACGCGAAUGUCUUGAUUGCAUUUUAUUGAUAUUAAAAUAUCCAGGUGCUGCUAUUGGCGUAAGAACUCACAGUGGCAAGACAUUUUGUGACUUGUUGGAAGCCCUACCUCGGGAAUGGAUUUUUGAAGAGCUUAUGGAUGCACUAGCAGAGAAGGGUAUUCGUUUGUCCCCAACAAUAUUUCAAGUGGGCGAUUGGGUGAAAUUCAAAAGAUGUGUGGCAAAUCCUGCAUAUGGUUGGCAAGGUGCAGGGCCCAGGAGUGUUGGAUUUGUGCAGGGUUCCCAAAGUAGUGGUGGUCUUUCUGUAUCAUUUUGCUCUGGUGUUGCACAUGUUUUGGCAGAUGAGAUUAUCAAAGUUAUUCCUAUGGAUAGGGGACAGCUGGUGCAACUUAAACCUGACGUGAGAGAGCCAAGGUUUAAGUUGCUUGGACAAUCACGUGACAGCAUUGGAACUGUCUUGUGCAUCGAUGAUGAAGAAGGAAUUAUACGAAUUGGAUUUACUGGUGCAUCAAGAGGAUGGCAAGCUGACCCUGCAGAUUUUCAAAGACUUCAAGAAUUCAAAGUUGGUGAUUGGAUCCGUGUACGUUAUACUGUGCCUGCUGCGAGACAUGGCUUUGAAGCUGUAUCUCCAGGGAGUAUUGGUGUUGUGUAUGGUAUCAGGCCAGACAGUAGUUUGCUGAUAGAAUUCUGCUAUUUGCCUAGCCCUUGGCUUUGUGAACCAGAGGAGAUUGAACCUGUUGUCCCCUUCAAGAUUGGAGACCAAGUAUGCGUUAAACGCUCUAUAUCUGAACCUAGGUUCCCUUGGGAUGGCGAGACACAUAACAGCGUUGGAAAAGUCGGUGAUAUUGAAAGUAAUGGUCUCUUAUUAAUUGAUUUACCAAAUCGGCAUGGACCAUGGAAAGUAGAUCCAUCUGACAUGGAGAAGGUGGACAAAUAUAAGGUCGGUGAUUGGGUUAGGGUGAAAGCAUCGGUGCCCUCUCCAAAAUACGGGUGGGAUGAUGUUCCUCGAAGCAGCAUUGGAAUAAUUUUUGCCUUAGAAGAGGAUGGAGAUGUAGAUGUAGCAUUUUGCUUCAGGAGUAAAACUUUUCCUUGCUCCGUUACAGACAUCGAGAAAGUGCCACCUUUUGAAGUGGGACAAGAGGUACACAUCCUGCCGUCUGUUACUCAGCCAUUACUUGGGUGGUCAGAUGAAACCCCAGCCUCUUCAGGAAAACUGGAAAGAGUUGAUAUGGAUGGUACUCUAAAUGUGAGAGUAUUUGGAAAGAAAAAAUUAUGGAGAAUCGCUCCGGGCGAUGCAGAAAAACUAUCAGGAUUGGAAGUGGGUGAUUGGGUCAGAAUGAAGCAGUGUUUAGGAACAAAAUCAAAUUAUGAAUCCAACUAUACUGGGAAGGAAAAUAUAGCGGUAGUUUACAGUAUACAAGAUUAUUGUCAUUUAGAAUUGGCGUGUUGUUUUCGUGAGGGGAAAUCGUUUAUACACUACACAGAAGUCGAAAAAGUUUCUCCGAUAAAAAUUGGCCAGUAUGUGCAUUUCCGUGCUGGGUUGGCUAAGCCGAGAUGGGGGUGGAGAGGCGCUAAUCCGAAUUCAAGGGGUGUUGUGACUGCUGUAAAUGCUAAUGGAGAAAUAAGAGUUUCACUGUUUGGCUUGGCCGGAUGGUGGAGAGGAGAUCCUACAGAUUUUGAGGUAGAGCAGAUGUACGCCGUGGGAGAUUGGGUGAAACUUAAAGAUGAUACUGAUGGACGGAAAUCAUUGUCGGCUGGGAGUAUUGGCGUUGUACAAGGAUUAAGCUAUCAUGAAAAUGAAUGGGACGGUUCUGUUCUUGUAGGAUUUUGUGGAGAACCGGAGUUAUGGGUAGGACACACCUCAAAACUCGAAAAGUCAGAAAGGUUUUGUAUAGGACAGCGUGUGAAGGUGAAGUCUUCGAUACCAAACCCACGGUUCGGUUGGUCGGGCCACUCUCAUGUCAGCGUUGUUUCUAUAACAGCAAUUGAUGCAGAUGGAAAAAUUAGAGCAUCGUCUCCUGCUGCUCAAAAGCCAUGGACACUCGAUCCAUCGGAAGUUGUUCUAGUAGAGGAAGAGCAACUCAACAUUGGAGACUGGGUGAAGGUGAAGACGUCGAUUGUAAUGCCUGUUUAUCAUUGGGGGGACGUUUCCCGUCAGAGUGUCGGGGUUAUCCACAAGAUGGAGGAUGGGGAGCUUUGGGCCGCCUUCUGCUUUACGGAGCGGCUGUGGAUGUGCAAGGACUCUGAGAUGGAGAAGGUGAGACCCUUUCGAGUUGGCGACGCAGUGAGAUUUCGGGAAGGAUUAAAAAUCCCUAGAUGGGGAUGGGGAAUGGAGACACAUGCUAGUAAAGGGAAAGUAGUAGGUGUUGAUGCAAAUGGAAAAGUAAGAGUUCGUUUCAGGUGGAGGGAAGGUCGUCCUUGGAUCGGGGACCCAGCUGACCUUGUUCUUGACGAGACUAUCUGAUCUUUGAUUCAGGACCCUAAAUCAAAUGGUCUGCAUGCCAAUUCAACGCUUCGGUAGAGAAUGAUCCCCAGUCGUUUACAAGCGGGUGGAACUUUGGGAUUCCGAAGCAAUUCAUUGACUUGAGACGGGGCGUUACGCCAUGUUCAUUAGCGUGUGGAGUAUUGCACGUAAAUGCUCGGAGAAUUGUAGUUGAAGAUGAAGAUGUGAACCGUUGGCUUCAAGAAACAGUGGACCAUUGCCCCUUUUGGUGUGGCAGCAUAUCAACAAUCGGUAAGGUCUUUUUUAUAUAUCGUUAUGCUUGUAAAUAAAACUGAGAUAUAUAAAGAAAUGCUUUAGUUGAUAUAUUAUUUACAUAUGUACAUAUAAAUUUCCAGUCAUUAUAUAAUCUAUCGUUUUAGCAU